Messenger RNA from Harpegnathos saltator (Jerdon's jumping ant), 2394 nucleotides. It is a transcript of the gene Arp5, whose product is annotated as Actin-related protein 5. Lineage: Eukaryota; Metazoa; Arthropoda; Insecta; Hymenoptera; Formicidae. The transcript is spliced from 7 exons. The coding region runs from base 101 to 2146 and encodes 681 amino acids. The record is from RefSeq and is a predicted model, not a curated record.
UGUGCGAGAAUCGAUAGUUACGUUAGCCAGCCUUUAAAAUAGGUUAGGUUGCCCAGUCAGUUAUAUUUGGUGUUUAUAAAGUGUACCUCAAACCGGCAGAAUGGAAAUAGAAUUGAUCGAAUUAAAAGAUAUAAAAGCAACACCGGACAUAAUACAUUCAUAUCCGCAACGAGUGAAGUCAGAAUGCACAUCGCUCGUUAUUGACAAUGGAUCCUACAAUUGUAGAGUCGGCUGGGCUACCGAGAAGGAGCCACAAUUAAUGUACAAAAAUCUCAUAGCAAAACCACGCAAAGAACGUGGUAAGAAAGAUGGGGAACCUCAAGUGGGAAACGAUAUUGCAAAUAUCGAAGCUGUGAGAUUUCAGUUGAAAACCCAGUUUGACCGAAAUGUAGUAACUCAUUUCGAGGCUCAAGAACAAAUAUUCGACUAUACAUUUACACACAUGGGUAUAGACACUGAAGGAAGUGUAAAUCAUCCGAUUAUUUUGACUGAAGCAUUCCUCAAUCCUAAUUAUUCACGCAACUUAAUGGCAGAAUUGUUAUUUGAAUGCUAUAACGUGCCAUCUAUAGCGUAUGGAGUUGAUUGUUUAUUUUCAUACCAACAUAAUAACUGUCCACCUGAUGGUCUGAUAGUUAGUAUAGGAUAUCAUACAACUCACAUAAUACCCAUAUUGGAUGGAAAAGCAGAUGCCAUGAAUGCGAGAAGAAUCAAUGUUGGUGGAUAUCACAUCACAUCAUAUAUGCAUAGACUCCUUCAAUUAAAAUAUCCAGUACAUGUUAAUGCAAUAACGCCUAGUCGUGCAGAGGAAUUGAUACAUGAAUACUCGAUGAUUGCUUUAAGUUAUCAAGAAGAAGUUUCCAAGUGGGCAGAUGUUGAUCACUAUGACUCAAAUGUCUUAAGAGUGCAACUACCAUAUAUUGCUCCUACUGCUGCUCCUGGUUUAACACUGGAACAGCAAAAAGAAAGAAAACGGGAAUUAGCACGAAGAUUGAUGGAAAUCAAUGCCAGGAAGAGGGAAGAAAGAUUAGCUGAAGAUGAGGAACAGCUUAAUCAACUAUUAGCAGUUCAAGACCUCCUAGAGGAAGGUGAACUCGAUGAAUUUGAUCAAGCAUUAAAGUCUUAUUCUCUUGCAAAUGAAGCUGAUCUAAUAAAAAUGAUAAAUAAUUUACAAGCGAAAGUAGAAAGAACUAGACAAAAGAUUGUUGCUGCUAACUCGCAAGAGGAAAAUAUUGUGAUGGAAGAGCAAAAACCUAAAAUAAAAUCGAGCCUUCAACCGAAGGAUCAACAAGAUUUCGAUGAGUGGAUUGCUGGAGUUAGGAAAAAAAGACAAGAAAUAUUAGACAAACGUAUGGCGAAGAGACAACGAAGGCAAGACAUGGCGAAACGAAGAACAGCCGCCGCACAAGAAAGAAUGCGCAUAAUUAGCCAAUUGGCAAGAAAAGAAAAACGCGAUGACGAUUUUGGUAUGCGAGACGAAGACUGGGAUGUAUACAAAGUUAUAAAUAGGGAAGGUGGCGAUUCAGAUUCGGAAUUAGAGCAGGAGAAAUUAUUGGAACUAGAAGAUGUUUUACGUCACCAUGACCCGGAAUUUGAUAGUGCUGGUUCCAAUGUCCCAAUGGUUCCCGGAGAAACUCAUCAACUUCAUGUAGGCGUGGAGCGUUUACGUGCACCGGAAUUACUGUUUCAACCAUCUAUGGUUGGUUCCGUAGAGGCCGGUAUUGCCGAGACCAUCGAAUAUGUCUUAAAACAAUAUUCGGCCGAAGAACAAAAUCGUUUAGUCAGCAACGUAUUCCUCACCGGUGGACCAACAGCUUUUCCGGGUUUAUUAGAGAGAUUAAAGCGCGAACUACGCGAAAUGAGACCGUUCGGAUCAAAUUUUCAAGUGAACAUCGCGAAAAACACCAGUCUGGACGCCUGGUAUGGUGCAAGAGAUUUCGGUUUGAAUGGUAAUCUUCCCGAGUAUUUAGUCAGCCGCAAGGAAUACGAAGAGAAAGGCGGGGAGUAUUUCAAGGAACACUCGACGAGUAAUACUUACACUCGAUCGCCCGAUCCUUUGCCGAUGAUACAAACACCUGUGACGUCCGAGCGAGAAGUGAUCGUAGAAUGGAAAGCAAGUGAUGCUGUGGUCGAUGUGGAAAUUGAAUAAGAGGUAACAUAUAAUUACAUACUUCGAAUAUAAUUGAAAUAUUGUAUGACUAUAGAUAAUAUAUGAUCAAGUAGAAAAACAUGUAAGCAUAUUGUUCUCAGUAUUUACAUUUUCAUCAAGUAAAUAUUAUCAAGCAAUGAUUGUACAUAAAGUGUGAUUUGAUUAUAAUGUACAUACAGAGGGCGAUUGAUUUUACGCUAAAUGGAUAUCAGUAAAAGAUAUGACCAACUACUGUUCAUGGAUAUCUA